Messenger RNA from Phyllostomus discolor (pale spear-nosed bat), 2037 nucleotides. RefSeq names its product pleckstrin homology domain containing B1 (gene PLEKHB1). Gene Ontology annotation, cellular component: membrane. The transcript is spliced from 8 exons. The coding region runs from base 173 to 847 and encodes 224 amino acids. Lineage: Eukaryota; Metazoa; Chordata; Mammalia; Chiroptera; Phyllostomidae. The record is from RefSeq and is a predicted model, not a curated record. Gene Ontology annotation, biological process: regulation of cell differentiation.
GGCUCAGUCCAGGGAGUGAAAUGCCCCAGGCGCUCUGAUGUGCACAAAGCGCAGGCGUAGCGGGUUGGGUGGCAGCAGCAUCAAGUAGCGGCCGUUUUUGGCAGCAGCAGCAUCCUGCAACAGGUGUAGACAGGUCCCGCCUGACUCCGUCCUGGAAACUCCUUUUGAAGAAAUGGCCCUGGUGAGGGGCGGCUGGCUGUGGAGACAGAGCUCUUUCCUUCGUCGCUGGAAACGAAACUGGUUUGCCCUGUGGAUGGAUGGAACCCUGGGCUACUACCAUGACGAGACUGCACAGGAUGAGGAGGACCGUGUGCUUGUCCGCUUCAAUGUUCGCAAUAUAAAGAUCGGCCAAGAGUGCCACGAUGUGCAGCCCCCAGAGGGCCGGAGCCGAGAUGGCCUGCUGACUGUGAGUUUUCGGGAGGGCUCCCGCCUGCACCUGUGUGCGGACACCCAGGAUGACGCCAUAGCAUGGAAGACGGCGCUCCUGGAGGCGAAUUCCACCCCGGCCCCAGCUGGAGCCACCGUCCCUCCCAGAAGCCGACGGGUUUGCCCCAAGGUCAGGUGUGUGACCCGCUCGUGGAGCCCCUGUAAUUUUGAAAGGCGAAUCUGGGUGCGUGUCUACAGCCCGUACCAGGACUACUAUGAGGUGGUGUCCCCCAAUGCGCACGAGGCCACUUAUGUUCGCAGCUACUACGGACCACCCUAUGCAGGCCCCGGCGUGACGCACGUGGUAGUGCGGGAGGACCCCUGCUACAGCGCGGGCGCCCCUAUAGCCAUGGGCAUGCUUGCGGGGGCCGCCACCGGCGCAGCACUCGGCUCGCUCAUGUGGUCGCCCUGUUGGUUCUGAGCCCGGAGACUCAGCGCGUGGACCCUGCGCAUAAAACUACCGACCUCUUCUCCACCGUGACCGCGCCCUCCACCCCAAGCCCUGCCCAACUUUUGCCUCUUCUGUUAGCCAUUCAGAGCUUGGCUCAUACCCUCCCACUUCCCACCCUCGCCCUCAACAUCGGAAGAAAUUAUCAUCCCAAGCACAAAUGUUUACUCAAAAUUCUUGUAUCUACUGCCAGACCCCAGAAAUCCAUAUAUACACAUAUGGAUAUGUUUGCCCCAAACACACCAGGACACAGAACAACUCAUGUAGCUUCAAGUUCCCUAGGAGCUGGAGACAUGAAAGUCAGGUUCUUCCCUCACGUGGCUCCAGGUUUGGGAAAAACAGGAGUAAAGAUUUGACAAGGCAGUUAUCAGUCCUUUGGCAGCACGAGGGGAAAGAGAGGAAGGUAAGCUAGAAGUAGCAAGAGUGCAGAGCCCUCCGUAACCACCAUGGCAUAUCAAAUUAGAGAGGCACUUAAUUGGGCUGGGGUGGGAGCAGGGGUCAGAUCGUUCUGCCCCUCCAGGUUGAGAAACUUGGCUGGGUAGAGGCAGAUAUGAGCUUUUGGGGAGUGAGGUUUUAUAAUGAAUAUAUUGCCUGUUUUGUUAACAAGACACAUACCCAAACCCACACUACAUUUAGCCCAUCCUUCCCACUACCAGUUUACUGGGCCCUCUGUUCCUUCAGUGCUCAGAAACCACCUGUUUCCCAUGUCAGGGUGCCUGGGGCAGCAACUGAGCUGAACCAAGGGUUCCCUUGCUUUGGCAGGGGAGGGGGCAGGAGAGAUCUGUUUGGGACCUCCACUACAGGACAGUGACUCCAUCGGGAAAUGUGUUUCUGCUCCCCAGAAGCUUGGCCCUAUGCCCGUAACUGAGCCUGUCACCAUCUUAGGUGUUGUAUCUCUUCAUUCAGGGGCAGAUGGCAGUGUUCGGUUCUGGGGUCUGACCCACCUUUGUCUCAGCCCAGAAGGCCCCCCAUGUGCCUCCCUGCAGGUGUCCCAGGAGUCUUCCCAUUUGGUCCCCUUUCAGUCUCCCCUAGCCUGUCCCAAUUACCACAGAAAUGCUAAUAUCCCUGCCCUGUGGCUAGAGUAGCCUGCUAAAGUACCCCUGUAUAUUAUAGGGGCUCCAGUGGCCCUGCUGCAGAGACUAAUAAAGGUGUGGUUGGCUCUA